GGGGAGGGAGUAAGGGGCUGGGACUGUGCUCUCUUCCUCUGCAGAAACAGCUCCCUGCCAACACAACGCGCUCAGAAUGGCUUUGAAGAGGAGGAGCAGCAGCGUUUGAACAUCUCUCGUUUUUUCUUUUUUUUUUUUUUUUUUUGCCUUCCUCCUUUUCUUACUCUUGUAGUUGGUGGAUUUUAAAAAGACAUUUAGCCCUCAGAGGUUUGUCCUGGAUGCUUUUGCUUUUUUUCCUUUCCCCCCCCUCUCUCUUGUUUCCCCCCUUCCUGUUCUUUUUUAUGGUUUAACAGCCAGAGGUGCUGUGCUAAAUUCUUGGAAGGGGCCCGGAUGUACUGAGGAUGCAUUGCAAUUUCACUAAAGGAGGCAGUAGUGGAAAGGAUCAGUUUUUGGUGUUUGAUGCAAUAAUGGGAAUCAGGUAAUAAUAAAAGGGGAAAUUCUGCAGCUCCAUUCUUCCUUGAAUUUUACCAAGCCGAUUUUCGGAGGGAUUAAUCUGGACUCGUUUUAAAUGGUCAAUGAAAACAAGAGGAUGUACAUUCCAGAAGAAAACCAUCAAGGUUCCAACUAUGGGAGUCCCCGCCCGGCUCAUGCCAACAUGAACGCCAAUGCAGCUGCAGGGCUUGCCCCAGAGCACAUCCCAACUCCGGGGGCAGCUCUGUCCUGGCAAGCUGCGAUCGAUGCCGCCAGGCAAGCCAAGCUGAUGGGUAGCGCUGGCAACGCGACGAUAUCCACCGCCAGCUCCACGCAGAGGAAACGGCAGCAGUACGGGAAGCAGAAAAAACAGGGUACCACCACAGCCACGCGUCCUCCCCGCGCACUGCUGUGUUUGACACUGAAAAAUCCCAUCCGGAGGGCCUGUAUCAGCAUCGUCGAAUGGAAACCAUUUGAAAUAAUUAUUUUACUGACUAUUUUUGCCAAUUGUGUGGCCUUAGCUAUCUAUAUCCCCUUUCCAGAAGAUGAUUCCAAUGCCACCAAUUCCAAUCUGGAACGAGUGGAAUAUCUCUUUCUCAUAAUUUUUACAGUGGAAGCAUUUUUAAAAGUAAUAGCAUACGGACUUCUCUUUCACCCCAACGCUUACCUCCGCAAUGGCUGGAAUUUACUAGAUUUUAUAAUUGUGGUAGUAGGGCUUUUUAGUGCAAUUUUAGAACAAGCAACCAAAGCAGAUGGGGGGAAUUCAAUAGGAGGAAAAGGUGCCGGAUUCGAUGUUAAAGCACUGCGGGCUUUCCGAGUAUUACGUCCAUUACGGCUAGUGUCUGGAGUUCCCAGUCUCCAGGUGGUUUUAAAUUCCAUUAUCAAGGCCAUGGUCCCUUUGUUGCAUAUUGCCCUGCUAGUGCUGUUUGUCAUUAUUAUCUAUGCCAUCAUUGGACUGGAGUUAUUCAUGGGGAAGAUGCAUAAGACCUGCUACCACGUGCAAGGGGGACUGAUAGAUACGCCCGCAGAGGACGACCCAUCUCCCUGUGCCCCCCAGUCGGCGCACGGGCGGCAGUGUCAGAACGGCACGGAGUGCAAGGCAGGCUGGGAGGGACCUAAACAUGGCAUCACCAACUUUGACAACUUUGCUUUUGCCAUGCUGACAGUGUUUCAGUGCAUCACGAUGGAGGGCUGGACAGAUGUGCUCUACUGGAUGCAGGACGCUAUGGGCUAUGAGUUACCAUGGGUGUAUUUUGUCAGUCUGGUCAUCUUUGGAUCCUUUUUCGUUCUAAAUCUGGUUCUUGGUGUGUUGAGCGGGGAGUUUUCCAAAGAAAGAGAGAAGGCUAAGGCUCGAGGUGAUUUCCAGAAGUUACGGGAAAAACAACAGCUAGAGGAGGAUCUGAAGGGAUACUUGGACUGGAUAACUCAAGCGGAAGAUAUUGAUCCAGAAAAUGAAGAUGAAGGCAUGGAUGAGGAGAAGCCUCGAAACAGAAGCACUCCAGCUGGUUUGCCUGAUGAGAAGAAAGGAAAGUUUGCUUGGUUUAGUCACUCUACAGAAACCCAUGUGAGCAUGCCCACCAGUGAGACCGAGUCCGUGAACACAGACAACGUCCCUGGAGCGGACAUGGAAGGCGAGAACUGCGGCGCGAGGCUGGCGCACCGGAUCUCCAAAUCAAAAUUUAGUCGCUACUGGCGCCGAUGGAAUCGAUUCUGCAGAAGGAAGUGCCGUGCCGCUGUCAAGUCCAAUGUUUUCUAUUGGUUGGUGAUCUUCCUUGUGUUCCUCAACACCCUCACCAUUGCCUCUGAACACUACAACCAGCCAGACUGGCUCACGGAGGUCCAAGACACUGCCAAUAAGGUGCUGCUAGCUCUUUUCACGGCAGAGAUGCUGCUGAAGAUGUACAGCCUUGGUCUCCAGGCCUAUUUUGUGUCCCUCUUCAACCGCUUUGACUGUUUCAUUGUGUGCGGAGGAAUCCUGGAAACGAUCCUGGUUGAGACAAAGAUCAUGUCACCGCUGGGCAUUUCGGUUUUGAGAUGUGUCCGACUCCUAAGAAUAUUUAAAAUCACAAGAUAUUGGAACUCCCUGAGUAACCUUGUGGCUUCCCUCCUGAACUCAGUUCGCUCCAUUGCCUCUCUCUUGCUGCUUCUCUUCCUCUUCAUUAUCAUCUUCUCACUCCUGGGGAUGCAGCUCUUUGGGGGCAAGUUUAACUUUGAUGAGAUGCAGACCAGGAGGAGUACAUUUGACAACUUCCCGCAGUCCCUCCUCACAGUGUUUCAGAUCCUGACUGGGGAGGACUGGAAUUCGGUGAUGUAUGAUGGGAUCAUGGCUUAUGGCGGCCCCUCUUUUCCAGGAAUGUUGGUCUGUAUUUACUUCAUCAUCCUCUUCAUCUGUGGAAACUAUAUCCUGCUGAAUGUAUUUUUGGCCAUUGCUGUGGACAACCUUGCUGAUGCUGAGAGUUUAACAUCUGCACAGAAAGAGGAGGAAGAGGAAAAAGAAAGGAAAAAGCUAGCAAGAACUGCUAGUCCUGAAAAGAAACAGGAGAUGGAAAAAACAGCUGUGGAGGAAGAGACAAAGGAGGAGAAAAUUGAGCUGAAAUCGAUCACUGCUGAUGGAGAAUCCCCACCUGCUACCAAGAUCAAUGUGGAUGACUAUCAGCCCAAUGAAAACGAAGAAAAGAGCCCAUAUCCUACAACAGAAGCACCAGCAGAGGAAGAUGAGGAAGAACCUGAGAUGCCUGUCGGCCCUCGGCCUCGCCCAAUGUCUGAGCUGCACCUCAAGGAAAAGGCUGUGCCCAUGCCUGAUGCCAGUGCUUUUUUCAUCUUCAGUCCUAGCAACAGGUUUCGUGUCCACUGCCAUCGAAUCGUUAACGAUAACAUUUUCACCAACCUGAUCCUAUUUUUCAUCUUGCUCAGCAGCAUCUCCCUGGCAGCUGAGGACCCUGUCCGACACCUCUCCUUUAGGAACCAAAUCCUAGGCAAUGCAGACUAUGUCUUCACUAGUAUCUUUACAUUAGAAAUUAUUCUUAAGAUGACUGCGUACGGGGCUUUCCUCCAUAAGGGCUCCUUCUGCAGAAACUAUUUCAACAUCCUAGACCUGCUGGUGGUCAGCGUUUCUCUCAUCUCCUUUGGGAUCCAAUCCAGUGCCAUUAAUGUGGUGAAGAUCCUGCGUGUUCUGCGAGUCCUUAGGCCACUGAGGGCCAUCAACAGAGCCAAAGGACUUAAGCACGUGGUCCAGUGUGUGUUUGUCGCCAUCCGAACCAUCGGAAACAUCGUGAUUGUCACCACCUUGCUGCAGUUCAUGUUUGCCUGCAUUGGAGUUCAGUUGUUCAAGGGCAAGCUGUACAGCUGCACUGAUAGCUCCAAGCAGACAGAAGCAGAAUGCAGAGGGUACUACAUCACCUACAAGGAUGGGGAGGUCAGCCAGCCCAUGAUACAGCCCCGGAGCUGGGAGAACAGCAAGUUUGACUUCGACAACGUCUUGACUGCCAUGAUGGCCCUCUUCACUGUCUCAACCUUUGAGGGCUGGCCAGAGUUGCUGUAUAGGUCCAUUGAUUCCCACAUGGAAGAUGUGGGACCCAUCUAUAAUCACAGGGUUGAGAUCUCCAUCUUCUUUAUUAUCUACAUCAUCAUCAUUGCUUUCUUCAUGAUGAACAUCUUCGUUGGUUUCGUCAUCGUCACAUUUCAGGAACAAGGAGAACAAGAGUACAAGAACUGUGAGCUGGACAAAAACCAGCGCCAGUGUGUAGAAUAUGCCCUGAAAGCCCGGCCCCUGCGGAGAUACAUCCCUAAAAACCAGUACCAGUACAAAGUCUGGUAUGUGGUCAACUCCACCUAUUUUGAAUACCUGAUGUUCGUUCUGAUCCUGCUGAACACCAUCUGCCUGGCCAUGCAACACUACGGUCAGAGCUGCAUGUUCAAGGAAGCCAUGAACAUCCUCAACAUGCUCUUCACUGGCCUCUUCACUGUUGAGAUGGUCCUGAAAUUAAUCGCCUUCAAACCCAAGGGUUACUUUAGUGAUCCUUGGAAUGUUUUUGACUUCCUCAUCGUAAUUGGCAGCAUUAUAGACGUCAUUCUCAGUGAAACUAAUCACUAUUUCUGUGAUGCAUGGAAUACAUUUGACGCCUUGAUUGUUGUGGGUAGCAUUGUUGAUAUAGCAAUCACCGAGGUGAACCCAGCUGAACAUACCCAAUGCUCUUCCUCUAUGAACGCAGAGGAAAACUCUCGCAUCUCAAUCACCUUCUUCCGACUCUUCCGCGUGAUGCGUCUCGUGAAGCUCCUGAGCCGAGGGGAGGGCAUCCGGACUCUGCUUUGGACCUUCAUCAAAUCCUUCCAGGCUCUCCCCUACGUGGCUCUUUUAAUAGUGAUGUUGUUCUUCAUCUACGCUGUGAUUGGGAUGCAGGUGUUUGGUAAAAUUGCGCUGAAUGAUACCACAGAAAUCAACCGCAACAACAACUUCCAGACCUUCCCCCAGGCAGUGCUGCUGCUUUUCAGGUGUGCAACUGGUGAGGCCUGGCAGGAAAUCAUGCUGGCGUGUCUCCCGGACAAGAAGUGCGACCCGGAGUCGGAGCCGGCCAACUCCACCGAAGCCGAUCACUCCUGUGGCAGCAGCUUCGCCGUCUUCUAUUUCAUCAGCUUCUACAUGCUCUGUGCCUUCCUGAUCAUCAAUCUUUUUGUAGCUGUUAUAAUGGAUAACUUCGAUUACCUGACACGGGACUGGUCCAUUUUAGGACCACACCACCUGGAUGAGUUUAAAAGGAUCUGGGCAGAGUAUGACCCUGAAGCUAAGGGACGGAUCAAACACCUGGAUGUGGUGACGCUGCUCCGGCGGAUUCAGCCCCCCCUGGGCUUCGGGAAGCUCUGCCCUCACCGGGUCGCUUGCAAACGCCUUGUCUCCAUGAACAUGCCACUGAACAGUGAUGGGACUGUCAUGUUCAAUGCCACUCUCUUUGCUUUGGUCAGAACAGCACUGAGGAUCAAGACAGAAGGUAACCUGGAGCAAGCCAACGAAGAGCUGAGAGCAAUAAUUAAGAAAAUCUGGAAGCGCACCAGCAUGAAGCUGCUGGACCAGGUGGUGCCUCCCGCAGGUGACGACGAGGUGACCGUCGGGAAGUUCUACGCCACUUUCCUGAUUCAGGAGUAUUUCCGGAAGUUCAAGAAACGUAAAGAGCAGGGGCUGGUGGGAAAGCCCUCCCAGCGCAACGCACUCUCCUUACAGUUUGCUGUUUUGCAGGCUGGUCUGCGCACACUCCACGACAUCGGGCCAGAGAUCCGGCGAGCAAUUUCUGGAGACCUGACAGCUGAAGAAGAGUUAGAUAAGGCCAUGAAAGAAGCUGUCUCUGCUGCCUCUGAAGAUGAUAUCUUCCGGAGAGCUGGAGGCUUGUUUGGAAACCAUGUCAGCUAUUACCAAAGUGAUGGCAGGAGCGCAUUUCCCCAGACAUUUACCACUCAGCGACCUCUACACAUCAAUAAGUCUGGCAACAACCACGGAGAUACCGAGUCUCCAUCUCACGAGAAGCUGGUGGACUCCACCUUCACUCCCAGCAGCUACUCAUCUUCAGGCUCCAAUGCCAACAUCAACAAUGCCAACAACACUGCCCUGUGCCGCUUCCCCAGCCCACCCACCUACCCCAGCACUGUCAGCACAGUGGAAGGCCAUGGGACCCCCUUGUCACCCACGAUAUGUGUGCAGGAGGCUCCUUGGAAACUACCAUCCAAAAGGACACAUUACUACGAAACACUGGGACGCUCCAGUUCCAGAGACAGCCAGCUGGCAAUUGUUUGCCAAGAGGAAGUGUCUCAGGAUGAGACUUAUGAUGAAAAUUUGAAUGAAGACAUUGAGUACUGUAGCGAACCAAGUCUGCUCUCUACCGAAAUGCUUGCAUACCAAGAUGAUGAAAACAGACAACUCACUCCACCAGAAAACAGCAAAGGAGAGGACACACGGCACUCUCCGAAGAAAGGGUUUCUGUGCUCCUCAGCACUAGGUCGAAGGGCAUCUUUUCACUUAGAGUGUUUGAAAAGACAGAAGAACCAGGGCGUGGACGUCUCGCAGAAGACAGUUCUGCCUUUGCAUCUGGUACAUCAUCAGGCAUUAGCGGUGGCCGGCCUGAGUCCCCUGCUCCAGCGAAGCCAUUCCCCCACCACGUUCUCCCGGCUGUGUGCUACGCCCCCCGCCACCCCCUGCAACCGUGGCUGGCCGCAGCAGACCAUCCCGACCCUGCGCCUCGACGGGGCGGAGUCCACUGAGAAGCUCAACAGCAGCUUCCCGUCGGUGCACUGCGGCUCCCGGUUCCCCGACAGCACCGGCUGCAGCAGCCCCAGGAGAGCCAGGCCGGUGUCCCUCACCGUCCCCAGCCCGAGCGCCGGGAGCAGCAGGCAGUUCCACGGCAGCGCCAGCAGCCUGGUGGAAGCGGUCUUGAUCUCGGAAGGACUGAUGCAGUUUGCUCAAGAUCCAAAGUUCAUUGAGGUCACAACCCAGGAGCUCGCAGACGCCUGCGACAUGACGAUAGAAGAGAUGGAAAAUGCAGCAGACAACAUUCUCAAUGGUAACAGCAAGCAGAGCCCCAAUGGCAACCUCUUGCCUUUUGCUAACUGCAGGGACCCAGGGCAGGACAGUGCAGGAGAGGAAGAGGAAGAGGUGCAGAACCCGGAUUGUAGAAUAAGUCAGGAGGAGCUCAAGGACAGCAGGAUUUAUAUCAGCAGCCUGUAGUUGCCAGGGCUGGAAGCGAUGCUGGUUUUUUAUUUGUUUCAAUGUUCCUAAUGGGUUUGUUUCAGAAGUGCCUCACUGUUCUCGUGACCUGGAGUAACCGGAACAGCGUUCUUCAUUCAUUUCUGUUGGGACGAGUCGCAGAGUUGGGUGGUGUAAGAAAGCUUUUCAGGAGCGGAUAUAACCCCAGCACGUGUCCAUGAAGGAAGAGUGAGGAGGAGGAGGAAGAAGAGGAGGAGAGCCAGCUCCCUCUUUUUUUCAGUCCCUGCACAAGGAACGACAACUGCCUCCGGAGCACGAAGGGGAACCUCAGCUUCCUGUGGAUGGCCCUAGCCAAAAGGACCCUGCGCCAAACGGGUGUCUUUCGACUUUGCUUGUAAAAAUCAUUUUGCACAUAUUCUGUAUGAGCCUCACCGUCUCCAUAAAGCCAAGGCCCUUUGAUUCGGAAGGAGAGGAAGACUUCUGCUGUGGAUUCCCACGCCACGAGGGGGAGGAGGAAGCAGGAGAAGCGCAGGGGUGCCCGAGGGGCAAGCAGCGGAGCUGCCCAGCCCCGCCGAGACUCCCAGGCAGCGGUCCCUGCCAACCAAUCCGAGUGCAGGCAGCCACUCCUGCCGACCAAUCAGAGCUCGGGCAGUCACCUGCCAGCCAAUCCGAGCUCAGGCAGCCUCCUGCCGGCCAAUCAGAGCUCAGACAGCCAGCUAUGCCAGCCAAUGGGAGCACUGGCUCUGCGGUGGGGCAGAGCCAACCCGCCCCGCCCGUGUUGAGGUGGUGGUGGGCUCGUGUAGAUCUCUUCUUGUUUUGCAGUUUGAUAUUUCCUUGAAAGCAUGUUGCAGUUUUUAUUUUGACUUUUUUUUUUUUUUUUUUUUUUUUCCUUUUUUUUUUUUUUUUUGAGGGAGGAGGGAGUGUUUACAGCGUUUUGUAAUCACCUACCUUUUUUGGUUUGGUUUAUUUUCACCUUUGCAAAUGUUAAAUUGGUUUGAUCAUGUUGUAUUAUUUAAACUGGGGGGGGGGGCGAUUUCUCCAUUGAAAUUUGGUAGAAGUAUAACGAUAAUAGACGAGUUUUACCAACCAUUAUGUACACCAAGAAUUUGUAAUUUUAUUUACUAGUAACUGAAACCAUUUUUUGUUGUUGUUUUAUAAUUUAAAGAUAGUAGGCAAUGCACUUGAUAUAGUCUUGCACAUUUGAGUGAUUGAUUUGGGUUCUUUUUAGUGCUAAGUAUAUCUGUGAGUGUGGGAGCAAUACGGGGUGAGUGUGCGUGCGCGCGCGCGUGUGUGUGUAAGUGCAUGCAGCUCUCCACAUCCUGGUUUGAGCUGCAGGAGUUCUGUAUCUGGGGCCAUUUGAAUGCAAAAGCGAACCACUGUCUCUGCUUUGGAAAAGGGAAUCAGUAACUUUGCAUUUUCUGUUCCACAAGAUAUGCAAAAACAAUGCAAUAAUAUUAAUUUUGAAAAUAAAAUUGUAAGUUGUGUUGGCAUUAAAACUGUAUAGAAAAAAAAAAUUGCGGGGGUGGGGGGAAACUAAAAAGAAAAAAACCCCAGAAGGCGUUACGCUUCGAUAUAUUCCGUGUGAUGUUUUAUUGCAUUGACAAUGUUUCUGUUGAAGAAACCGUUAUACUUGAAUUCAGGUCAGUUUCAGUAUUUUUCAAAUAUUUUUUUAAAAUGAAUUGCAAUUGUGCCAAGCAAAGAUAAUGAAUCGAAUUAAGUUUGUUUAAAAAAAAAAAGAAAAAAAAGAAUCACUUCUUGUAUAUUUUGCUGCAUGUCAAGUGAAUCAUUUCGUAUUUGGAAUGUGCCAAGCUUUACCUUUGAACUUUUAAGUGCUUUUCUACGUGUGGUUGGGGAAAGGGGUACUGUUUUUUUUUUUUUUCCUUUUUUAAUUUGUACAAUGAACAAAGUGUACCUGGUGUAAGUAACUAUUCUGCAAUCCACUGACAGGUUGAACGUUACUGAUUUUGCAUAUCUUGUGUUCAUUUUCCUUCUUCCUCACUCCCUUUUAACAUGCACGAUGACUUUAUUGGUAGAGAAUCUUUCUUCCCUAGACUGGGACAUUUUAUUCAGGCUUCAUUUUCUUUUGGUUUUGCACAGUUUCUCUAAAGGUCUCGUCCCACUCAAGGGUGGCAAGACCCCCAAGCUCAUUUGGCAGAUCCAUCCUACACAUUCAGCUGGCACCAGCAAUUCAAGGAGCGAGGGAAAAAAAUCUGCUUUCAAAAUUAUUUAAUUAGAUAGCUGACCCUGCUCAGUUAUAGCAGUGUGCUGGGAUAAGAAAUGCAAGAAUCAGAAUAAUUAGCAAAGUACAGUUAUCUAACUCUGGCCUGGACUGAAAGCAGAGGGUAAGUAAGUGAGGGAGGGAGCUCUGUUGCAGUUUGGUCAAGAUGCAGAUGCUGAGUGACUUUUGGGUGUUCCUAUGCAUAGCAUAGUCUCAGUCCUUUUCCCAGACUUUAGUGGAUGGGUCAGAUUCUAAGCCACAAAACAUCUGACAGCAUAGCUUGUCCCAGCCAGAUUUCCUGACUAGUGCAUAUGAAACUGUCUUUUGUCACAUUGAUACUCAGCCCUAACCCAUGAGAGAGGCUGAAAAAAACAGGCAUGUAUUGUUAGAUUUUAUGCAACUGAUUUUUGUCCAGGCUAUUGCUGUUUUUCCUCCCUUCUCAAGAUGGUUCACAAAUUUGCAGAUCAGUGCUGAGUUGGGUGGUGUGAUCUGACUCAGAUCUAAACUUCCAUUCAAAUCUUGAGCUUCUGCAGAUGUCCCAGAACACCACUUAUUGCAUACUUUGAUUGCAUUGUUUUUGUAAUGCUCUUGUUUUUCUUCUUGAUUCUCUGGGGCAUAAAGGAGAAAUAGCAAAGGGUGGUUUUGACAGUACAUUUUUUGAACCAGCCAGUAUCAGCUCAAGAUACCUUCACAAAAACCCCAAGUACGUUUAAACUAGAGAAAUACAAAUCCAUUUGUACAACCGUCUGUCAUCAAAGUCAUAAUUCAAGACUUCUCUGGAGAAAGUAUCCAGCUGAUGUCAGUCAGUCUCACCCUUUCCAUCCCUUGUGCCUGUAUCAAGAUGGGCACACAAGUGUGUCUCCCUUUGAGGUUGCUGCUGCUAGUGCUGAUAUGCUCCAAAGGUACUUGAAAGGAAAGAAUGCUGUGCCUGGCAAUGUAAGGGCUCCCUGUCUCAUUUUCUUCCACUAGAAAGUCCAUCUGACUCUCCCAGGGGGAGACAGAAGGUCUUCUCCAGUCCUGACAAAAAGAACACUUAAUCUAAAUUAGUGGUGACAAAGGGCAUUUUGGAUGUUUGGCAAUCCGUGUCAUCCCUGAGGACUUCUUGAUGGGAAGGAAAAUGGCAGAAAUUAUUAUGCCCCACACACAUUCCUGGUGAAAGCUGCGACUUCCUCGGGGGUCAGAGCCUACAAUGUCCUGGGGAAACUCUGCUCUGUCCUAGGUCCUGCAGAGUGGAAAAUGUAUGGCUAGCAGAGAAUGCACAUGACUUUUGCAGUUUCAGGGGCAGAUACUCAAUUUAGCAAUUGCUGGUGCCAGCUGUGCAAAUUUCUCUUUCUGGGGAGGGCGGCAUUUUUAUUUAUUUGUUUUUCAUUUGAGGUACUUCCAAUGUGCACAUUGUGACAGGCCUGAGCAGAGAGCUACUGCCUCCUUCAAGUGAGGCAGAGUCUGGGGGACAGUGGGAAGGAGGAGGCAGGUUUAGUUCCUGGAGUGUUUCCCUGUGUAUGGGAGUGGAUGGUGGGUAUGUACAAUCACUGUGCUGUGGAUGGAAGCUUUGAGGGAACUGAUGGCUGAGGAGUGGCAUGGAAGGAAAGGAAAGAACGGGGAAAAGAAAACAAUCUGCUGUUUGCCUGAGCCUCUCUGACUUGCAAGAGUACACUGCAGACUAAAGACAUUUCUUCUAAAACAACAAACCUCUUCCCUGUAUCACUCCUGCUCAUUAGUCCAGACACUACUGGGCCAGCCACACCGGGUGCAUUUCUUUUUUUUUCUUCCUUAUUUCUGUGUGGCUGACUUGAUGGGAAAGAAAGCGGAACUCAUGAUCCAGAGCUGGAGUUUCGAUAUCCACAAACCUUUUGUGCAUCAUCUGCCUCUUCAGCUGGACAUGUGGACGAUGAUGGUGUAGAUGCUGCUGCUACUGCAGGGGUCCCGCCUGGUUUAUUACCCUGCCCACCACACCCCAGCACGGAGGGACAGCCAGAGAGGCGCCAUGUACAGAAUCGCAUCUAUUUCUGCUUUGUUUUCUGACUCAGAACCCUGCCCCGAUGACUACGACAACAACGACAACAACAACAACAACAAAGAAAGGGCAAAUGCAUUUUUUACAUUUCUUGAUAAUUUCCAAAGCAAUGUAUCAUUGCUUUCUUUAGACUGACGCCAAUAUAACAGUUGUAUGGGUCUCAGCCAGGCUCCUGUGUCUUUUCUGCCUGAUAGUUUCAGAUUGCUGUAUGGAAUGUAUGCGCGUUUGCACACAGACACGAUCACACGGGGUGGCGGCACCACGGGCCCGUGGGGUUGCUCACCUGUGUCACAGAUGAAGUUGGAGGCCUUGCUUCGUACGUGUAGAUGAGAAACCCCGACCCACUGGUCCAGUGAGCUGAAGUGAAGCAGCCCUGCUGGAACAGAACUGAGUAUCCUAAGAUAUAUGCAUGGUCCUGUUGUGACUGUCCCCAUGGCAGGGGCAGGGUGGGGGAGAGGAACACUGAAUGGGGAAUUUGGAGCACAACAAAGUGGAUAUAAAUGAAGUAGAAUCCAGUUGGGGGUUUCUGGUAGCGGUGAGAUUUUAUCAGUUCUCAUAAUGAAAACUGUAGUGCAUAUAAAGAAAACAUUCCAGGCCAUCAGAAGCCCCAGUUCCCAUCUUGCUAACAUGAGGCUGGAGAGCACUAGAGGCCACAGAGGUUGUAUUGAUGCAAAGAAUGUGGAAAACAGAACUGGGCCCUGAAAAAUUUAAUUAUAUUUUCCCCCCAUUUAUUUUCUUCUUGAAAGAAGUCUAAGAAAUAUAAUUCUCAGUAGCUGCACAGGGUUUCUUUUUUUCUUCUUCUAAAUGCUGCAAAGUUUUUAAAGUUUUAUUUUGGGUGAGCAAGCCCAGGGAUCCAGAAGGUUUCCAGAGGGAUCUCAUGUCUGUGGAGCUUUUAAUCCCUCUUCCUGCUUUGUUUCUGGACAGCUGAAACCACUAUGGCCUUGCUGCUAGAGCACCCUGAGGUGGGGUGGGUGAGGGCAGAAGCACAACAAGAGACUCGCCCUGGACUGAAAACAGAUUGGGCUCCAAUUGCUCUCAGAGAAGUCAGUAGCAUCACACUGGAAUGGAAAUAAAAACAAACAAACAAACAAACAAAACCAAAAAAUAACAAACAAAAAAACCCCCACAAACCUCUUCUGAUACAAACUUUAGUGUUCUAGUUAAAUCCUCCAUUCUUCCUCUGCCCCUUAUGGGGAGCUUAGCUGUAAGCACUUGAGCAUAAAAACCAGGCCUUCUUUAGGGGCAUAGGGCUUGACUCAGUUGUCUAAAUGUGGGAGUCUCCUGUCACCUGAGAUACCCUACAGUACCCUGCUGGGUCUGCAGCAGCUCAUUCAGAAAGGCACAACUCUGCCCCAGGCAGGGCUGGUGUCACAGCCAUCAGCCCCAGUAGAUUGCAGAGACCUCAGGUGGCCAGAGACAAUUAGGCAACUUAAUCAAGUCCCUUUCUAAAGGGCUAACUGAGAGGAGCAGCACCUGUGACUGACGUAAUGAGGGAAUCUUCAUUAGCAUUACCAAGGGCUUAGUUAGGCAGGAUCAGGAGCUUGUCUGCACACUCCCAUGCUGUUGUUUUUCUACCCCAAGUCAGGCACACAGCCUCCACUCUGCUGAAGUUAGGCCAGGUUUAGCAGCCCAGUAGAGCAGGGGCAAGCCCAGGCGAGAGCAGGCAUCACCUCCACCCAACAACGACUUUUCCUGCCAGCGUUCAAGCAGCCCCUUUCCAAAGCUUUAUCCUAUUCAAGACAGACCCACAGACACCAUUUGCUAGCCUCUUAAUUUGGAUGAAGAAAUACCUGUGUUUUUCUGUUAGCUCUUUCCCAAACAGGCUUUUAGUAUUUUAAGCAUCCUGAGUCAGUCUGCUCCCAUCUCAAGCACCUAGGUAGACUGGCAGCCAAUACUAUCUAAAUAUCAUCAACUUUAUGAUUGCUCAUAGAAAUGAUUGUUUCAAGCUUAUUUAGUCUUGACAGUUUGAAUGUGGGAAGAUUUUGGAGGAGGAGGAGUGAGGUUGUAAAUAUCUCUUUGACAAACAUUGCUGCAUCACACACAAAAAAAUAAAAGGGGGAGAUACUUAUAAAACUGCCUUAAAAAUCAAUUCUGAAUGAUGGCAUCUCCCUCCAAACAAUUGCCACUUGACAGAGCAAGGGAUGAGUCACUUUGGGUGAAUUCUGGCAAGAAGCAGUUGGAAUCUAGUCCAGUUUCAGGAGUGAAAGUGUAAUUUAGGAGCUGAUCUCUCACUCAGUCUGAAUUCACAUCAGCACCGAUGACUGAGCACUGCAGGAUCAAACCAGUUUAAGGUCUGGGGAUGCUGUAUCUGGCCUGCACCUUCGUGGUUUGGGUGUGGCCCAGCAAGGUACCGGUGUUUCCCAGUGACUUCAGGGAAGAUGGGGUUCCUCAGCACCUCUUAAGUUCAGGCCCUGGAGCACCAUUUCCUGCUCUGAUCAUCAGCUAUAAAUGUUGAUAAAUAUAAGUGUUUUGCCUUCAUUUGAAUUGCCCAGAGCUGUAAAAUGACCUCUCUCAAGUAUAAAUCAGCCCAGAUAUAAACCUCCUCUCCUGCUCUUCCCUACACUCCUUGCCCACCUUCCCAGCCCUCCCUUGCACCUCCACCCAAGCCCUUCCCUGUCUCAAUUCUUUACCUCCUUCCACAAUUUUAUAUCUAGUUUUCAUGAACCCACAGAAAUGCUUUUGUAAAUAAUGCUGUACAGUUUGUAAUCGUCAUGUAAGCCUGUCAUCAGUGCCAGAGUCCGUCUUGCCCUCUCGCACGUUUUAAAAUCAACAGAGGAAAGUUAGAGUGAGUGGCCCACCAGUGAGCUAUAGGGUCAUCUCUGUGUGGGACAAAUGUAUAUUCCUGUAAGAUUGCAUUUUUAUCUAAGGAAUGAUGUUAUUUUAAAAUUGCUAAUAAAUUUCUAAACAAUG
Messenger RNA from Myiozetetes cayanensis, 14241 nucleotides. It is a transcript of the gene CACNA1C, whose product is annotated as calcium voltage-gated channel subunit alpha1 C. Gene Ontology annotation, cellular component: voltage-gated calcium channel complex; membrane. The transcript has 50 exons. The record is from RefSeq and is a predicted model, not a curated record. Gene Ontology annotation, molecular function: high voltage-gated calcium channel activity. NCBI's taxonomy places the organism in Eukaryota, Metazoa, Chordata, Aves, Passeriformes, Tyrannidae. Bases 509 to 7120 code for a protein of 2203 amino acids. Gene Ontology annotation, biological process: calcium ion import across plasma membrane.